Molecule: messenger RNA, 345 nt
Organism: Cooperia oncophora
Lineage: Eukaryota; Metazoa; Nematoda; Chromadorea; Rhabditida; Trichostrongylidae
Source: the annotation of a GenBank genome assembly
AUGAGAAGCAUGACGUCACUCGAAGGAAGACGCUACACAAAGCGCCGAAUCGUUCGAGAACAUGUCAUCAACAGAAUUGAGCACGAAAUAGCCGGUAGCGAAUUCGAAGUGGACAUACAUGAACAAAUUGAUCGCUUUGUUGAGCAAGCAACACUUCAUGGGAAUCUUUGCCAAUGUUAUAUAGGAUGGUGCCAUUCUGCUGGUGCAACAACUGCUCAUUUUGUCGUUGCUUUUUUUGUGGCCGACAAUUCUAGACACUACAUGACAAUUGGCAGUGAUGCAAAGGCGAAGCCAAUUCACGAAGAGGAGUUUGCCGCCUAUGCUAACAAAUGUGGCAAAAUCUGA